AUGGCGGCCUAUCAUCUGGAAGAUGAAGUCAAGUCCGCAUCGCCCGCGAUACUAGCCUCUAUUGAUACGCUUGAUGCGUUCGCCCGCAAACUUUAUAGACGCGCACGCAAUGCCGGCUCCAGCUUUGAGGUUGUCGCAACUGUGGUUCGUGACUUGCACACCGUGCUCAAGCAUCUUAAGGUCGAAGCGGAGGACCCCGAAUCUCUGUUGAACAGCGAAACUAGCGCCGUUUACACACGACAGUUAGCACCUAUGAUAGAGGAUGCCGAAUUUGCUCUGAAGCAGCUCGACACCAUCCUAGAGAGGUACUUCGACGGCAGUUCGUCUGGAUCUAGUGUCAGCGGAGACGGUGAACGCCAUGUCAUAGUGAACGAUAGUGACAAGGGCUGGACUAUGCUGGACAGUCUGGAGCUCGAUAAGGUUGAUCUCAUCCGCAGCAAGCUUGCGAGUCAGAAGCUCAGCAUCGACAUGUUCCUCGACACCAUCCAAUUACACAAUCCCAGUAAAUCACGUCAGUUAGUGGACACUACUAGCACCGACCUCGAAGCUAUUAAGGACAAGGUCGACGCAAUAGCCUCGCGCCUUUGUCAGCGCAAGGAUUCAGGCUUUGGUGAAAAUGAGGAUCAGCUCUGGGAGCAAUUCAGAGACGCGCUCGAAGAGGAAGGAUUUUCGAAGGAUGUGUUGCGGAAGAACCAAGACAUUUUAAGAGCGUAUAUCCGUCAAGUUGACGAGCAAAUUACAGCCUUUGGCGGUGGUGCUCCUUCUGUGAGGGGGUUUCUAGAAAAUUAUACACCACCAACAGAUUCCGACACUGUUCCACCCUACCCAGCUCAUCCUGGCUCAACUGAUUCCAGCGAAGGAGACCUUUAUAGUCCCAAUCUCAACAAUGAAAAGUAUUUUUCUUCUAUGAAGAUGGAUCGGCUGCAAUAUGAUGAUUAUCCAUCCCAACCUACUCAACUAACAAGUCGAGAUACCGGCCUUUCCUACGACCACCAAUCAUCUGAUGAUCAGAAUGGAUCGCCUACAGGCUCAAUGGCCUUAAUAUCCACGCGCGAACUUAUGGCACUAGACCAACAAAACAAUGACUUAGCCAUGGUGAUGGGCAAUAUGCAUAUGCAAAAUAUACCACCGUCCACAAACGGGAACUAUGUGGCGUCUGGCUCCCGACCUCAAAAGUAUUUACCUCCUUCAUCAUCACAACCGCUUCUUCUUUCGCCUUCUAAUCGUACUUUCACUCUGGAUGAGCCAUAUGAUUAUGAACAUGACCCACCUCCCCGAUAUGUCCCUUCACUGCCGCCCCCUCCGCUUGGUAUUAACAGAAACUCUCCGCCUACUAUCAAUGCCAAUUCGGUAUCCGCGCCGUCUCUUAUCGGGAAAGAAGCGGCAAUGUCAUCUCAGGAAUCCAAAAACAAUCGACCUGUGCGCCUAGGACCUGACAGUCAAGGUCGAGAAAUCCCCCCUGACGCUAAAUGGACGCGUAUACGCCGGAGCCUAGUGUCACCUGAAGUCCUCGCGCGAGAAGGCCUACGCUACGAAGCGCGACCGGAGUUUGUGGCCGUACUCGGCGAACUGAAAAGGGAGGAUGUUGCUGAGCUGGCAAGGAAAACCGCAGACGUCCGCAACGCACGGAGGCGAGGGAUGGCGGAUGCCUCUGGUGGCCCAUUGCCAGGUAGCCAUGAUGGGAGAAGAAAGCGGCCAGAGGAUGCUUACCAUCCCGAUAAGUACCGGAAUUGGGAUGUUAUUGAGAGUCGACGCAAUCAGAAUGGUCCUGGUUACGUAAUCGACCCCCAUCGUAGCUAUCGCGCGAAUAGCACUGUCAGUUCCACCGGCGAUAUCUGGGAUUCUAGCGAUGAUGAAGCAUCUUCAGAUACUUAUGGUCACCCUCCAAUGGGUCGCGGCCCAAGUUCAUACCCCCCUCCUUCUCAGGCACAUCCACCCUCAUAUCGCCAGCAGUAUAAUCACCGCAACGGAUCAACUGGAGUGGCAGCAUCCGCUGAUGGCGAUGACAAGGGCACCAAAGUUUACCCGGUUAUUGUGCCUUCGCCGGUAGAAAAGGAGAAAAACGGGGAGAGUCGCGAAAAGACGAGCCCUUCGGCGACCGUGAAGCCCAAACCUAUUCUCAAAAAUAAGAAUGAUGAUCCACAUGUGCGAUUCGAUCCGGAGCCCCAAGUCUUUGACGACUAUGGGAGCUCCUUGUCACAAAGCGCCGGGCGGCGAGACCGGGGAAAAGAGAGUAACGAACGAGAUUACCGAGAUAGAGAUCGGGAUAAAGUUCGCAUGAGAGACAGGGACCGGGACAGAAGGCACCGACCGGAUCGCGAUGUCGAUCGAGAACGUCGCUCUGACCGUGAUGGUGAUCGAGAUCGCGAGCGCGAGCAUCGCGGCGGCAGUAGCAAGUACUAUACAAGUACUUCCGGUGGCCGACGUGGCGACCGUGAUGACCGGCGCUACCGAGAUGAUCGUGACCGCGACCGAGAUCGAGACCGCGAUAGGGGAACCCGCAAGAAGGCUCGAAACGAAACCCUUCGCGCAGUUGGAAUCGGCGGUGCUGCCGCCUCGUUGUUGAGUGUGUUGACAGAGGCUGCAGCAGGCUUGUAG
Molecule: messenger RNA, 2598 nt
Organism: Xylaria bambusicola
Lineage: Eukaryota; Fungi; Ascomycota; Sordariomycetes; Xylariales; Xylariaceae
Exons: 2
Coding region: 1-2598 (865 amino acids)
Source: RefSeq, a predicted model, not a curated record